Messenger RNA from Chlorella variabilis, 931 nucleotides. RefSeq lists its product as hypothetical. Gene Ontology annotation, molecular function: misfolded protein binding; ATP-dependent protein folding chaperone; ATP hydrolysis activity. Gene Ontology annotation, cellular component: nucleus; membrane; endoplasmic reticulum lumen. The transcript is spliced from 10 exons. The annotation marks the transcript as partial. The record is from RefSeq and is a predicted model, not a curated record. Gene Ontology annotation, biological process: cellular response to unfolded protein; endoplasmic reticulum unfolded protein response; protein refolding. NCBI's taxonomy places the organism in Eukaryota, Viridiplantae, Chlorophyta, Trebouxiophyceae, Chlorellales, Chlorellaceae.
AUGAAGCUGCGAUCGGCUGCACUUGUGGCAGCCCUGGCGCUGUGCCUGGCGCUGUGCGCCGCCCCCGCCGCUGGCAAGGAGGAGACGGAGCAGGAGAAGCUGGGCACGGUGAUUGGCAUCGACCUGGGCACCACCUACUCCUGCGUGGGCGUGUACAAGAACGGCAAGGUUGAGAUCAUCGCCAACGACCAGGGCAACCGCAUCACCCCCUCCUACGUCGCCUUCACCGACACCGAGCGCCUCAUCGGCGACGCCGCCAAGAACCAGGCCACGGUGAACCCCAAGCGCACCGUGUACGACGUCAAGCGCCUCAUCGGCCGCAAGUUCUCCGACGCCGAGGUCCAGCGGGACGCCAAGCUGGUGUCGUACAACAUCGUGGACAAGCAGAGCAAGCCGUACAUCCAGGUGGAGGUGGCCGGCGAGAGCAAGUCCUUUUCCCCAGAGGAGAUCUCAGCCAUGAUCCUCACCAAGAUGAAGGAUACAGCUGAGGCCUUCCUGGGCAAGACCGUGAAGCACGCUGUGGUCACCGUCCCAGCAUACUUCAACGACGCGCAGCGCCAGGCCACCAAGGACGCGGGCGUGAUUGCGGGGCUCAACGUGGUGCGCAUCAUCAACGAGCCCACCGCCGCAGCCAUUGCCUACGGCCUGGACAAGAAGGGCAAGGAGCAGAACAUCCUGGUGUUCGACCUGGGCGGCGGCACCUUCGACGUCUCCAUCCUCACCAUCGACUCUGGCGUGUUCGAGGUCAUCUCCACCUCCGGCGACACCCACCUGGGCGGCGAGGACUUUGACCAGCGCGUCAUGGAGUACUUCAUCAAGCUGGUGAAGCGCAAGUUCAAGAAGGACGUGUCCACGGACGCGCGCGCGCUGCAGAAGCUGCGCCGCGAGGCGGAGCGCGCCAAGCGUGCCCUCUCCUCCCAGCACCAGGUGC